Molecule: messenger RNA, 3165 nt
Organism: Ruditapes philippinarum (Manila clam)
Lineage: Eukaryota; Metazoa; Mollusca; Bivalvia; Venerida; Veneridae
Product: alpha-2C adrenergic receptor-like
Exons: 1
Coding region: 773-2350 (525 amino acids)
Biological process (GO): adenylate cyclase-activating adrenergic receptor signaling pathway
Cellular component (GO): membrane
Molecular function (GO): adrenergic receptor activity
Source: RefSeq, a predicted model, not a curated record
CAUCUUCGAGAGAAACAAACGUGUUUGCGUCAUGAAAUUGAUGAAGAUGUCAGAUUGCAUUUUCAUUCAACUGAUUUGAAACAGAAAACGUGUGAAGUGCAAGUCUAACAGUGCAAACACAUCCGAAAAUACUUCUCUUACUUCUCUAUUAAUUCACUCCACGACUAUGAUGUGUCGAUAAUGGCAUAGAGUUGCAUCGAUUGCUUGAGUAAAGGCGUCAUUGAUGUUGAAACGUAAUUUUCGCUUCUGUAUAAAAAUGAUUCCCCUACAAAAAACUGUGUGAAGUGAGUCCUUCAGUCUUGAUGAAUAAGGCAAACAGAAAUCUGUAAAUGAGUUGGGAAGAUUUUCGGGAGAUUUGUCUGGGAUACGGUACAUCUGUACGAUUGAUGUAUAAGUAAAUGACACGAGGAGACUUUUCUUAUACAUCAAUAGACAUUUUUCAUUUUCAUUCUUUAGAUAACAGAUUUUAAUAUUUAGGCUAGUGAACGAUAUAUAUUGACAAUACGACAGUAAUCGAUUGUGUAAGUGACUAUGUAUUCAAAAUUAUUUGCAAAGCGGUUAAAAUGAGUAUUAGGUAUGGCAUUUAUAAAGGUAAAACAUUAUAAAAUCAUGACUUAAAUAUAAAACAGAUAAAAAGGACACUUGACAAAAUUACAUUAAAUAUUCAUCAUUAUUGAUCGCAGCAAAAUGGCGCACGCACUUCAAUUAUUCACAUCCCUACUUUUUAGUUUAUUAAUUUUAGUUAGUUCAGCAUCAUUUUAUACAACAGAAGAUGAGCGUCUAUCUGAAAUGCUGCCGAGAAUAUCAUAAAUGGGAUGUUUCAUCUGGAAGUAGCUUGUUUUAUAAAAUGGCAGACACGCCGAGUCUACUACUGUUUAGAAGAUCAAAUGAUGUUGAUGACAUAAUUAAUGGCACAACCACUUUAGUGACAUUUACGGAUAUGAACAGUACCAGUGAGUUAAAUGAAGGAUAUAUUCCAAAAGGAUAUAGUGUACCACACAUUAUUCUGACAUCUAUACUAUUAUCAAUUAUCAUGCUUGUGAUUGUGUUCGGUAAUUUGCUAGUUGUCAUUGCCAUUUUCACUGAUAAAACACUUAAAACAACACAAAACUGGUUUAUAGCUUCACUAGCUGUAGCUGAUUUUCUGUUAGGAUUAGUGAUAAUGCCUUUUUCUCUAGCUAAUGAAAUGAUGGGAUAUUGGAUAUUUGGCAAGGUCUGGUGUGAUCUCUGGAAGGCGAUUGACGUUUUGCUAUGUACAGCUUCAAUUCUCAGCAUUUGCCUAAUAAGCCUUGAUAGGUAUUGGUCAAUAACAAGGGCUAUAACAUAUCCUCGGAGCAGAACACCAAAGAAAGCAGCCUUAAUGAUCACCGCGGUUUGGUUUCUGUCAGCAGUUAUUUGCGUGCCUCCGUUAAUUGGAUGGAAGAAUCCGUUACCUGUAACUGAAUAUCCCCUGUGCCUUCUCAGUGAUGAUAUCGGCUAUGUACUUUAUUCUACUAUGGGAUCGUUUUAUGUUCCAUGCGUGAUAAUGGUUUUUGUAUACUUCAAAAUAUUUCGUGCAGCUAGACGCCUUGCAAGAAAGAAUAUACGAAAGAAUAAAAGGAAACAGAUGUCGCAUGAUAUAAAAGAUGAGAUAAACACGCAUUUUAAUUCACAUGAUACGGAAAGUGUUGCUCGGACUACUCCAGAAAGUGAUAGAAAACGGGUAAUGAAAAAACCAUCACUAGAAAGUCUCAAAGAGAAAGAAUCUUACAUAUCUACAGCUGGUCAAAACAAUAUUGUUCGAUCACCUAAUGAAUGUGAUAAUUCAAUAAAAGAACACGAAAACAAAAAAAUUAAUGUAGACCAAAGUGUUGAACUUAAACAUGAAAGCAAGCAGCUUGAUUCAACAAGUUCAGAAUUGACAAGAAAUGAUAGUUCCAUUUCAACAAAAUCUGACUGUCAAACAACUAAAAAUAACGAACCAAGAAGAAUAAGCAUGCAAAAGAUAAGUGAGAAGUUUUCGAAAAAAAGACAUCGUACAAAUGGAAAUAAGAGCUCAAAGGGUUGGCGGGCGGCAUCUGUACGUGAUCACGAACGCCAUAAACGAAAAAUAGCGAAAGCACGUGAAAGACGUGCAACAAUUGUUUUGGGUCUUGUAAUGGCUGCGUUUAUUUUAUGUUGGUGCCCAUUUUUUACAUUGUAUAUAAUAACAUCUUUUUGUUACUGUGUUGGGUCAAUCGUAUUUACUGUUGCAUUUUUCGCAGGCUACUGUAACUCAGCACUAAACCCAAUAAUAUACACGGUGUUUAAUCGUGAAUUUAGACAUGCCUUUCACCGUAUCAUCUGUAAAAACAGCUUACGCUGUCGGUGAAAUAUGAAUUGUUAGAAAUAAAUAUUUACAUUCGUGAUUCGUUCACGAAAGACAUAACAGAUAUUAGGCAAUAAUAUAUUAUUAUUUUCCAUCGAGAAAACCUUACCAAGCUGUGAAGAUAGAUUUUGUUUGUAUUUUCCUUUUAAUUUAUAAUACAAAAUUUUAAAACAUAUAUAACAAUACCAUAUAAACAUUCUAAAUGUAUUAUUUUGUUGACGAAUAAUCAGCACAUGACCUAUAAUCGUGUUAAGAUCAUUCUAAUGAUACAAUAUGUGCAUACUAUUUUAUGUUUCACAUAUAUAACUCAUACAUGUAUGAAUUAAAUGUUCCCUAGAUUCAAAUUAUAUAGAACAAAUCUGAUAUGUUUUUUUUAUAGUUUAUGAAUUUUUUUUUGAUAUGCUAUCUUAGUUUUCUUUUUUACGGUCUCAAUGUAUUUGAUAAUGUGCUGGUUUUACAAAAUAAAUCUAAUGACGUAGAAAAAAAUUUAUUCAGUAUUUAACAAUGACUUGUCCAAAAUGUUGUUAAUUGAACAGAUAAUAACAUAAAGACAAGUUUGUAUUUUUUUUACUAUAUUAUAGAUAAUGACUAGAUCCUAAAAGAAUUGUCAGUGAAUUUACACGGAUAGUCAACGUCAAUAAAAUGUCUCUCCGCUCCACACCCCUUUCUCAUCGUGUAUUUGUACAGGGUCGUAGAAUGUUCCUGCAAAGUGUUUGCACAUCUUAAUGAUUCCUGCAAAUAAAAAGCAAAAUAGAUAUGUAUAAUUUUAUAUAAUUAUGUUAUUAUUUUUUCUAAGUUAUUUAUUUACAUAUCAUUUA